CAUUUGUUAAGUUCUUCUGUAUCAGUUACAUUAGACGAUUAUAGGCCAGAUUCGAACCCUGGAUUUCGGAACUGCUCCUUGCCCAAGAAAACAUCCUCCAGCAAGACUUAAAUAGGUUACAGCUAUGGGAAAGAAAUGAUUAUACAACAAGCACAGAGAUGAGUCAGUCUAGUAACUCCAGCUGGCAAGGCGGCAGGGGAAAAGGUCAGAGGGGUCAAGGUCAAGGAUGGCGUGGUGGCCGUGGAAAUUGGCGAGGAAGAUGGCGCGGUCGAGGACAGUACUUCAAUAAUUAUGGAAAUAGAGGAGGUAAUAGAGGGAACAGAGGUGGAGGGAUGAUGCCUGAUCCCCAGUCUAGCCAGUCUAGAAGACCGACCAUGGUUCAAACUAAAAUUGAUGUAGCUUCCCCAUAUCAUGGCUGGAAGCUGUAUUUUCCUGAUGAAGUAUACAAUGACCAUUCGCCAGCAGUCCAGAAGAUACAUGUGUUUGAGAAAUACUUCCUUAGUUGGUUACAGACAUACAAUUUGGAUGACAUAGAACUGAAGGGAAGUUUUAUUGUUGAUUACAAAGAAUUAAUCUCAGAUCAAGGUGUGAGUGAGAGCUUACCAGAUCUACAAACAGAACUAAAGGAUAUGCCACAGAAAGUGCUCGCAUGUAUGGGGUUAUCUAUGCAUCAGCACAUAAGUCGCAAGAGACUGAGGGAAGCUAGAGAUGCUGCGGUGGAGAACGGUACAGAAAUUGCACCAGAAGAUUAUUAUGUGUCUAUCAUACAUGCACGAAUACUCAACUACGGAACACCUGUACCUCUAAAAAGUUUAAAGGCCAACUAUUAUGGCAAGUUUGUCUCUGUGAAAGGCACUGUUGUCAGAGUGAGCAAUAUCAAACCAUUAUGUACAGUCCUGGCUUUUGAAUGUAACAAUUGUUCCAGUGUGCAGACUGUAUAUUUGCCAGAUGGGAAAUAUGUCCUUCCAACAUCAUGUUCAUCAGCUGAUUGUAGGGGGAAGGUGUUUCAGCCUCAGAGAAGUUCAAACCUUACAGAGACCAUUGACUGGCAAACUAUUAGAAUACAGGAAAUAAUGGGUGAAGAUCAGAAAGAGGCAGGUAGAAUACCUCGGACAAUUGACUGUGAACUUACACAUGACUUGGUGGACAGUUGUGUACCAGGGGACAUAGUUACAGUAUCGGGGGUGGUCAAAGUCAACAGUGUUGAUGAAGGUAGAGGAAAGAACAAGGACAAAUGCAUGUUUCUGUUGUAUGUACAUGCUAACUCGGUCAACAAUACCAAGGGGAAUAAAUCUGGUAGUGAAGGUCUUGCUAUGGACUUUACAAUGAAGGAAUUAUAUGGGAUAGAGAUGAUACAGAGUGAGGAACAGUUAUUCAGGCUUCUGGUUGGCUCAGUAUGUCCAAGUAUUUAUGGCCAUGAACUUGUGAAGGCAGGAUUGGUGCUGGGGUUAUUUGGAGGAACACAGAAAUUCUCAAAUGAUAAGAACAGAAUCCCAGUUAGAGGUGAUCCUCAUUUGCUUAUAGUUGGAGAUCCUGGUCUUGGCAAGUCACAGAUGUUACAAGCCACAGCAAACAUUGCACCUAGAAGUGUAUAUGUGUGUGGUAAUACAACAACAACAUCCGGAUUGACUGUGACUUUGUCUAAGGAUGGUGGGUCUGGAGACUAUGCUCUGGAAGCGGGUGCACUUGUACUGGCAGACCAGGGAUGUUGCUGUAUAGACGAGUUUGAUAAGAUGUCCAACCAACAUCAGGCCCUUCUAGAAGCUAUGGAACAACAGAGUAUAAGUAUUGCAAAAGCUGGGAUUGUUUGUAGCCUUCCAGCUAGGACAUCAAUAUUAGCAGCAGCUAACCCUGUUGGAGGGCAUUAUAACAAGGCAAAAACUGUUGCUGAAAAUCUUAAAAUGGGUUCAGCUUUGUUAUCAAGAUUUGAUUUGGUGUUCAUUCUUCUUGACAAACCAGAUGAGGAGAUGGACAGUAUGCUGUCAGAACAUGUGAUGUCUCUUCAUGCAAAACAAAAUAGAAAACAGGCUUCCAAGACUUCCAGAUCUGCAGACUCUAGUAUGAAUGAGUCUUUGCUUCUUUGGGAGUCAGAUAAACCACUGAGUGAGAGAUUGAAAAUACCCAGAAAUCACCAUUUUGAUCCAAUACCUGCUCAGCUACUGAGAAAGUAUGUAGGAUAUGCAAGGAAAUAUGUUCAUCCAAAGAUUGGUCCUGAGGCAGCAAAGGCCAUACAAAAUUUCUAUCUAGAGUUACGCAAGCAGCACCAGACCCAGGACAGUACCCCAAUCACUACCCGGCAGCUAGAGUCCAUGAUCAGGCUGACCGAGGCUCGAGCAAGGCUUGAACUUCGAGAGGUGGCAACCAAAGAAGAUGCAGAUGAUGUAAUAGAGAUUAUGAAGUAUAGUAUGGUUGACACCUAUUCAGACCAGUUUGGUGGGCUGGACUUCAGGAGAUCUCAACACGGGUCAGGAAUGAGUGGCCGGUCCCAACCUAAAAAAUUCAUAGCAGCUCUGCAGAGGAUCUCGGACCAAACAUACAACUCUAUAUUCACCAUACAACAGAUGCAGCAGAUAGCAAAGGAUUUGGGAAUGAAUAUUGCUGACUUUGGAUCAUUUGUUGGUUCCCUUAAUACCCAAGGGUUUUUGCUGAAGAAAGGACCAAAGGUUUAUCAGUUACAAACUACUGACUAUUAACAAUAGCUGGAGUUUAACGUCAUCUCCUGAUUAUCAGUGAUGAACAAUGAAGUGCCAUUGUGAUUACAUUGACAUUGGCUGGAAUUCAGCAUCACUUCAUAGAGAUGUCACUGAUGAAUAAUGGAGUGCAGUUAUGGUUUCAUUGAUAAUUGGACGGAAUUAAACAUCGCAUCAUGAAUAAUGAAGUGUAAUUCUGAUUUCAUUGACAUUGGCUGGGAUUAAACAUCGCUUCAUAGAUGUCACUGAUGAAUAAUGAAGUGCCAUUCUGAUUUCAUUGACAUUGGCUGGGAUUAAACAUCGCUUCAUAGAUGUCACUGAUGAAUAAUGAAGUGCCAUUCUGAUUUCAUUGACAUUGGCUGGGAUUAAACAUUGCUUCAUAGAUGUCACUGAUGAAUAAUGAAGUGCCAUUCUGAUUUCAUUGACAUUGGCUGGGAUUAAACAUCGCUUCAUAGAUGUCACUGAUGAAUAAUGAAGUGCCGUUCUGAUUUCAUUGACAUUGGGGCUUCAUAGAUGUCACUGAUGAAUAAUGAAGUGCCGCUAUGGUUACAUAGACAUGGGCUGGAAUUAAACAUCACUUCAUAGGUCUCCCAGAUGAAUAAUGAAGUGCCACUAUGGUUACAUAGACAUGGGCUGGAUUUAAACAUCACUUCAUAGGUCUCCCAGAUGAAUAAUGAAGUGCCAUUCUGGUAACAUUGACAUUGACUGGAAUUUAACUUCCCUCCAUCAUAGAAACAUUCUUUCAUAGACUGCAAUAAAGUGCCGUUUGAUAACAGUUACAUGAGCUCGAAUAAAACACUGUGAUUUAUAAUCAGAUUUGGUACAAGAAGGACAGGAAAGUUUCUGUGAUAGGUCUUGGAACUUCCUAUGAUUAAACUUAUGUGAAAUUAUUCUAUGAAAGAUUAAUGAAUUUUUCUGUGAUAAUCAAAAUGUACUGAUGACAAAUAAAAAGGUUUAAUAUGUGAAUCUUACAAAUUAAUAAAGCUUAAUUUGAAUAUACAGUUGA
Molecule: messenger RNA, 3696 nt
Organism: Mercenaria mercenaria
Lineage: Eukaryota; Metazoa; Mollusca; Bivalvia; Venerida; Veneridae
Product: DNA helicase MCM8-like
Exons: 26
Coding region: 159-2693 (844 amino acids)
Biological process (GO): double-strand break repair via homologous recombination
Cellular component (GO): nucleus; MCM complex
Molecular function (GO): single-stranded DNA helicase activity; ATP binding; ATP hydrolysis activity
Source: RefSeq, a predicted model, not a curated record